AUGUCGAGUUCAAAAGCUUCGAGCGGAGCGCCUCUCCAGAAGAGGAUCCUUGUGCAAGGAGAGACUGGAAUUGGAAAAACUAGUUUCGUUAAGAAAAUGCUAGUGGAUUUGUCAAAUCUUGAUGAGGCAAAUCUGGAUGAAGAACAGAAAAAUGCGAUGAGGAGGUUUGACCUUGUUCUUGCUGUUGCUCUUAAAGAAGUCUCCCAGUGCCAGACUUUCACAGAAGUCUUACGUGGCUCUCGCCUUUUUUCGAGUGGCGACGACAAAUUCUUUAAUGAUCUCAACAGUUAUAUCAUUAAGAACCAAGAGAGAGUUCUGCUCGUGUUUGAUGGCUACGACGAGUAUCGCACUCGAAGCAAAGCAGAAGAACAGUAUGGCAGCAGAAGCGACUCGCCAGUUUCCCAAAUCUUUCACAGAAUUAUUCUGAGUGACUGUACUGUCAUGGUAACCACUCGAACAUCAAGAGCUGACGAGCUACGAGAACCAGCCGACAUUCAAGCAGAGGUCACCGGCUUCAAUUCAUCUGACAGGCACGAUUUUAUGACGAAAAUGUUGAAAAGCGAAACAGAAGCGGACGAGCUGUGGUGGUUCCUUUUGUGGAGGGGAAUGGCAGAUCUACUGAAGGUUCCGUUACUAAACCUUUUUUUUUGCUUGUUGUGGAGGGAAGAAAAGAACGAGCUGGAGAAUGGAACAAAAGGUAAAACUAAGUUGUAUCAAGCAAUUGUCAGAUUCAUUUUACAGCACAGUCACAGAAAGCAUUCUCCCACCCAGGCCUCUAUGACAAAAGAAGAGAGUUACGAAGAUAUUUUGGCCGAAAUUGGAAAAGUAGCUUUGGAAGGCCUACUGAGGGGUGAUCUGGUGUUUGAGUAUGAUAAAUUGUCUGCGGCAGUUCGUGGAGAGAGAAGUGUCUUAGCUGGUCUUCUUCAGGUAUCUGAGUGCGGACCGAGUGUUGAACCAAAAGGGAGGGUGUCAUUUAUUCACAAGAGCAUGCAGGAGUAUUUAGCAGCCUGGUUCAUCACCAACAGAUGUGUGUCUAAGGGAAACCUCGGAGGAAUGGAAGAACAUGCCGGCACCUUGAAGAAAUGUGAAGAGUUGGAGAAUGUUGAAAACUGUAAAAGGUCGUUCAUAGAAGUUUUCGGUUGCGGAGAUGUAGUUGUAAAGGUAACUGAGAGUGCUACUCCUAUCACGUUAAGAGACUUUAUUACGGAGUAUUUUGAGGUAUCUCAGUGUGGCUGCAGUUUCGAAUCCAUCCUUGGUCUUCACAAUGGACGGUUUCAGUUUUACGUGACAGAGAUAACACUGAGUUGUGAUCACCAUGCUAAACUAUUUACUGGACGUACAGCAUCUUGUGCUCAAUCUCGCUCAAGGGACUGGUCUUCGGAACAAUCAUGUUUAAAAUUCUUAAAUGUUUUAGAAUGUGAUAUUCUGAGUAGAGACAAGAGUUUUCAAUUGUUUGAUAAGUUCUGUGAUCUGCUGCAAUCUGUACCAAACCCGAACAGGUGCCUGUUAAAAGUUGGUCGUUCAAGAAGAGACGACGAAGAUAGAUUUGAAUUUGAGUAUGCAGAGUAUCGACUGACAACUGCUGAAGCAGAGAAGCUUGUCCGGGCACUUCCGCCAUUUACCAGGAUCGAAAGAGUUGCACUAAGCGUCAGAAAUUGCUCUGCGGCAGCAGCGGAGACACUGGUUACUAGUGUCAUUCGCAAAACUGUUAAGGAACUAGACCUGCAUGGAAUAACUCUGACUUCAGCAGUAGCUGCGGCGCUCAAUCGGUCGCUUCCUCAAAUGUCGUCAUUGGAAGAACUUUAUUUAACUGAAAUGGAUGUUAGCAAUUUGCAGGCAGAGGAAGAUGAGAAGGAUGUUGUCAACAUGGAUGUUGGGUUAAUGGAGGCACUGUUUGGUGGAUUCGAAAAAGCAUCACCUGUACGGGAAUUUAUAUUCAGUGGUUUCAGCGUAAGAGGUUGUCUUGCUCCUUUCACCAAAAGCUUGCGUUUCUUUCCCGAUUUGGACGGGUUAUCGCUCACAAAGUUAAAUUUGGAUGAACAAGACUUGAAAGGUCUGCUCGAGAGCUUUGAAUUCAUCCCUCGUCUUUCGUACCUAGACCUGUCAUGCAAUCCAUUAGGUGACCCAGUGAGAUCUAUCGUGCCAUACGUCAUCAAUUUGUCCCACCUGCAAUUUUUACUCAUCCAAGAAACAUCAUCUGAUGAAGUUGUGAAUUACCUUACAGACGCAAUUCGACAUGCAAGACCUGACGUUUUGGUUUAGCAACACAAGUUUACGUUCGAGUCAAAGCUCAACACAAGCACGACUUAGGAUUCAAGCUUAAGUGACGCACUGUUCUUUCAGUUGAAUCAUUGUCAGAACUGAAUGCUUUCGAAAGACAAAUAUACUCUCCGGUGUUACACUUUUGUAUUAUUCCAGCGGAUGAGAAUGAACACGAGAAAGCAGCUCUAUAAAUUUUCUUUAUGAGCUUUGAAUGGAGCUAAUAUAUAUCUAAGAACUU
This is a messenger RNA of Stylophora pistillata, 2500 nucleotides long. RefSeq names its product NLR family CARD domain-containing protein 4. The record is from RefSeq and is a predicted model, not a curated record. Lineage: Eukaryota; Metazoa; Cnidaria; Anthozoa; Scleractinia; Pocilloporidae.